Dracunculus medinensis (Guinea worm) is the source of this 2004-nucleotide messenger RNA. NCBI's taxonomy places the organism in Eukaryota, Metazoa, Nematoda, Chromadorea, Rhabditida, Dracunculidae. The record is from the annotation of a GenBank genome assembly.
AUGAAAUAUCUGAAAGCAAGAGAGAAUUCAUCAAAGGCUACUAUUUUGGAAUUGACGAUAGCAUUUGCUCGUGACUUAAGAGACGAUUUAAAACCAUAUAUGUGGGAUUUUUUUGAUGUCAUUAUUGAUAUUCUCGAUGAAAAUGGUGAAAACGUUGAUCUUCUCCAGAGUGGAUUUAAAACAUUGGCAGUGUUUUUUAAGCUUCAGUGGCGAAAUAUCAUCAAAGAACUGCGGCGCACCUUCAUGUGCUUUAUUAGGCUUUUCUCUAACAAAAAGAGAUAUUUACGUCGAUUUGCUGCAGAAGCUUUUGCAUUUUUGUUACGCAAAUCAAAACAUAUCGAUAAAUUAGUUAUAUUUCUGGCUGAAUUCGCUGAAAAGCUAUUAAUUUUAAUCAAAUUAAUCAGUUCUUUUGCACAUCGAUUGAACCAUAUUUUUCAGGAAAAUGAUGAUGCUUUAUUUGAUGGUAUAUCUCAGUUAUACUUCAAUUCAAUUAAAGGAGUUAUGCAUCAGUUCCAAAGUUCUUCUCCUCAGUUGCUGACGGAAAUAUUACAAGCAUCAUUAUUUAUAACGGAAAAAGCCACUAAAGAUAUAGCUUUCCGAAUUCUUGAGAGUCUUAUGUCUCGAUGCGUAGCAUAUACCACUAAAGAAUACUCCGAACCGAUUUUAGAGAAUAAAUUUAUAUAUUCUUUUACUUCCAAUUCUUUGGUGAAUGCGAUUGCAUUUUCUCGUCUAUUGUUGAUAUGGAUCACUGGUAAGAAAGGAAAACUUAUUCAUAAUCCUUCUAUUCUUUUAAAUUCACUGAUAAGCUGUAUAAAAUCUGAAAAUUGGCAAACGAAUACGGAUAUUUCUAAAGUAUUGUCAGCAGCUGUUUUGAGCUUUUGUAAUGAACAAGAUUGUCGUUCAUUGAUCUUAAAUAUUUUUCAAUAUUUUACGGACAAAGCUGGGAUCGAUGAUGUUGAUGUUGUGUUAAAUGUUUUUUAUGAUCUUGUUGAUACUGCAAUGUUCGAUGUUUGGUUAAUGCCUAUAUUAGGGAAAUAUUCAAGUAAAAUUCUAAUAGCAUGUGAUCAAGCAGUGAUAAUUCGUCCUUUAAUAUUGAUUUUCAAGUUCUACGCACUCAUCUGCUCAAGGAAAAGACCAUUACAGACAAGAGAUAAUAAAAUGUCGACAUUUUUUGACGUUAGUUACCACUUAGAAGUAAGAACGAAAUUGAUUACUAUAUUAAAAUCACAUUCAACUGCUGAAAUGGUGAAGUCGAGGAUUGAGCUUUUGGAAUAUGUUUGUUGUAUAUAUCCGUGGAUGUGGCGAAGAGUUGAGAAGCCUGAAGGUGAACUUAAAAAAUAUGAAGAUACAGCUUUUAAUACAAGCGAGAUUCUUGUUGAAAUUCUUCGAUUAUUAUUGCUGGUUGAUGCCGAACAACAUUUAGAUGCUGCAAAAAAUUUAAAUUUAAUUCUUUUAUUGGCAAAUGCUAUCGCAGUCGUUGAUACCAAUUUGUUCGCAACAUUUCUAUUUGUUGAUAUUCUUUCUUUUGCAAGGAGAAAUGAUUCUUGCAGAAGUUCUUUGCAAAUUUUACGGAUUAUUUUGCCUCAUACUGGCGAUUUUAGAACAAUUAAUCAAGAAAAAGCUAUUUCUUCGGAGAUUUCGAAAUAUUUCAAAAUCUGGACUUUUAACGAAUUGUUAAGAAGUAUUGGUGAACAAAAGAUGCAAGGGGUUAUAGAAGUAUUGCUGAAAUCAUUUGGUCACUGGGAUACUUUUGUUAGACAAAUAGCACUCGAAAUUUUGCUCUGUUUUAAUCUCAAAAUGCAUGAUCAUGUUGAUGGCGAAUCUUUAACACAAAAUGGCAUCGAAAUAUUGUUGCAAGCCGAGCGAACACCACUUUCACUAGAAUGUUAUCGGGAGCGUAUGAAAUUGUUUCGAUUAUUACGGUUUGGAGAUCAUUUGCGCCAUUUUUCAUCUCCAGUUGUUGGCUUAACUGAGACAUUUCAUACCUCAAUUCGAAAUGUAUAA